Tarenaya hassleriana is the source of this 451-nucleotide messenger RNA. RefSeq lists its product as uncharacterized. The transcript is spliced from 3 exons. Gene Ontology annotation, molecular function: metal ion binding. The coding region runs from base 68 to 382 and encodes 104 amino acids. The record is from RefSeq and is a predicted model, not a curated record. NCBI's taxonomy places the organism in Eukaryota, Viridiplantae, Streptophyta, Magnoliopsida, Brassicales, Cleomaceae.
UGUCUUCUGAUGUGCAUUUUCACGUUCCCAUGGUUUCUCUCUUCUUCAUAAACGGAACCUCCCUCUCAUGAAAUCGCCAUUCAUUACAAAACACAGUUUUUUGUUUUCUGAAACUCUUCAAAAGCUUCUCCUUUUCUUCAACAAGUGCAAGGCAAUAAUGGCAAAGGUUAUAGUGAUGAAGGUGCACAUGAGGUGCGAGAGAUGCAGGACCCUGGCUCUCAAGACUGCGGCAAAAGCAUACGGAGUGACGUCAGUGCGUUUGGCGGGAGAAGAUCGGGAGAGAGUGAUAGUGGAAGGGGACAGAGUGGACGCUGUGGAUGUCGCCAAGUCCCUGAGGAAGAAUGUUGGAUUCACUCAGAUCCUCUCUGUUUACGAUCUCUAAGAUCUCUCUCAUCUGAUGUUUUAUCAUUACAGUUGUUGUUUCAGAGAUUCUUAAGAUGUUUUUUCAGUA